This is a messenger RNA of Hordeum vulgare subsp. vulgare (domesticated barley), 6007 nucleotides long. RefSeq names its product LRR receptor-like serine/threonine-protein kinase GSO1. Gene Ontology annotation, molecular function: protein binding. Lineage: Eukaryota; Viridiplantae; Streptophyta; Magnoliopsida; Poales; Poaceae. The record is from RefSeq and is a predicted model, not a curated record. The coding region runs from base 2457 to 5813 and encodes 1118 amino acids. The transcript is spliced from 3 exons.
GGAGGGUUGUUGGUCUCGCGACUUCAGUGAGGGCGAGAAAAAAGCAAUGUGCUACAAUAAAAAACCUUAAGGAAGGGGAUGCCAAUACCAAGUUUUUUCACCUGAGAGUCAACGCAAGGAGACGGAAAAACUUCAUUCACCGCCUCAAAGUGGGUGCCGGAUGGGUCACCUCGCAUGAGGAAAAGAAUAAAGCGGCCGAUGAUAACAUUGGAGUGCAAGUGACACCCGAAUCAACACUUCAGCAGACAAAACUUGAUUCUUUCUUCCGCAAUUCCGAUUGGGACAUCUCCUACAGUGACCAUAUCCUUCAAGCCCUCUCGUCCUCCCUCUCGGACCACUGCCCGCUCCUUCUUUCGCACGACUGUUUAACACGAGAAAAAUAUCGCGUGAGACUCCGGGAGAAGGAAAAGGGGAGCGUAUUUCUCUCUUGUGUCGGGUAAAUACAGAGUAAAUGUGCGGGCGUGCGAGUGUACCGUAGUACACGAAAAGGUGUACGGAAACGAGUAUUUCAUUAAUCUUAUCGGAGAAACAAAAUUACAAGUUCCCAUAUAGAAAGGGGCGAUCCGUGGCCUACUGGCGCGGCCAAGCUGACUAUGGCGAUUGUGUGAUCUCCUGGUUCCCGGGGCCUCGAAAGGCUCCCGGUUAAUUACUCCCGCGGGUUGCUUCACGGGAUACCUCCGAUUGAGCUGUGUGGUCGUCAUCGUCGUAUUCGCUUCGUGUUCUCCAUGGAUGCAUGAUGAGGUUGAUGGUGUGUGUGGCGGGGCAGUGACAGAGCCCGUGUCUCGUCGGUACACGCGCCGCAAGUGGUGUGGCCUUUAUGGUGGCCACGCCCGCCCUCGCCUUCGUGCCUCGUCGGUCUUGGCGGAAGCGUCGAUCGCGGAGUAGCAUGGAGAGCGCUCGGCUUGGACUGUAUGAUGAUCGGAAGCCUCGUCGGGGCAUGCAAGGAGUCUUUUGACCCAACGGAAAUCAUCUAUUUUAUGAUUAUUAUCUCCUGCGUAUAUUUUGAGUAUUUCCAGUUGAGUGUUCAUAUGCAACUGCAUUUGUAGAUCAAAAUUCGGGUGUCAGAAGUUGGCGAGACGCUCACAAGUCACCAGUCACAUGGCCGAGCUAACACACGCACCCGGUCCAUGACCGUGUCUUGAAGCUCGAGAUUGCCACAUCGACAUCGAGUAGCAGCUCGCCCAGGCAGUUCAUGAGUAGAAGGUCUGUUACUCUCCUGUUGUUUUAUUUAAUUUAUCCAAAGAGUGGUCACUUCGCCAUCAAGUUCGUCAGAAUCAGAUGAUGUGCUCAAGCAUGUGCCAUCAAUCCCUGAACAGCUAAAGGACUGGGAGGAUGGUCUGACGGAAACUGAUGCAGAUGGUCUUUCUUGCACGAGCAUUGAAACUCUGAUCUAAGACUUUUCAAUAGUGGAACUCUGAUCGACGACUUUUCAAUACUGCUGCUUCUGAUCCGAGCAGAGUUAGAGAUACCACAGUCUGCCGGCGACACGCUACAAGCUCUCCAGUCUUUGUACUUGAUAAAAUCCUGCAUGAAAAAGGUCUUCCAGGACCGCAUCAAAGGCAACCAUCACCAGAACACCCCGACGCAACAGUUACAUCAACAACAUCCAGGUCGUAGCGGGAUAUUCACACCCAAAAGUUCGGAGAGGCCACAUACAGAGGUGACUGAAUGAAGAGGCCAAUCUUAUCUUCUCCGCUUUUCUGACUGGUUGAAUGAGACCCUUCGGAUCGAUUGUAACAGCGAUGUUGCAGAUGAUAACACCGCCAGCGUACAUCAAGUUUGACCGGAACGAGCUGACGACGAUAGGGGGGACGAAGGAUGGCUCUCGUGACUGUCCGUUGGUUGCUUGCGGUUGUGGAGCAGGUAGUGCUGAGGUUGAUGAGGGCGCACAGGGCGAAGGAAGAUCAACCUGAGAGUUUUUGCUGCGAAGAAGCUGCUGGUGGGCCUCGUAUUGCUGUGCGUGGUGGUGGCAUCUUGUUGAGCUUACUUUACAUGUGUUGGUUCCAGCACCGGUGGCUGGCACCUGGCGGCUGCUGCGAAUGCGCCAUGACCUCCAGUGAAGCUCCCAGGUUGGAAAUGAUGGUGAAUGUGCGAAAAUCCGGAGUCGCAGAGAUGGGAACCAUGAAAUGCAAAGCAAGAUCCCUAAUAAGAACACAGGAAGGAAAGGAAAGAUGUGGAUGUAAAUUUACGCUGCGAUGCUCCAGGGUUUCGUUGUCCCGGCGAAAAGAAGGAAAGGAAAACAGUCUCUGGUUGGUUGGUUGGUUGUUAGUGUGAAUGGUUUGGUUUGGAGAGGCGCAUGCAUCUGCUAGCUGAUGAGACGAACCAUAUAAAACUACCGCCUUGUAUACUGUUUUAUAUGGCACCCUGUCGGUUGUUGGGUCACGGAUCAGAACAAGGCCGAGGGUAGGAAAUAUACCAUACACAGCACACCAGCCCGCAGUUUCUCACUCGGAGACAUGGCGACACCGGCGGUCUACGCGCUCCUCCUCCUCGUACUGCUGACGGCGACGGCAGUGGCGGCGCCCUCGCAGGACGACGCCCUUCUGGCGUGGAAGGCCAGCCUCGGACACCCAGCCGCGCUGUCCAGCUGGACCAAGGCAACGCCGGUCUGCUCCUCCUGGCUUGGCGUGGCCUGCGACGCCAGCGGCAACAUCACGUCCCUCAGGCUCCGGGGGCUCGGCCUCACCGGCACGCUUGACGCGCUAGAUGCCUCGGCGCUACCGGGCCUGGCAGCACUCGACCUCAACAACAACAACAUCAACGGCACCAUUCCGGCAAGCCUCUCGCGGCUGCGCUCCCUCGCCGCACUCGACCUCGGCAGCAACUGGUUGAAUGGCUCCAUCCCGCCGCAGCUCGGCGAUCUCUCUGGCCUCGUCGACCUCCGCCUCUACAACAACAACCUCGCCGGCGACAUCCCGCACCAGCUCAGCAGGCUUCCCAGGAUCGUGCAUCUCGACCUCGGCUCCAACUACCUCACCAACCCAGACUACCGCAGGUUCUCGCCAAUGCCCACCGUCACCUUCCUCUCGCUCUACCUCAACUACCUCAACGGCAGCUUCCCGGAGUUCAUCCUCAAAAGCAGCAACGUCGCCUACCUUGACGUGUCGCAGAACUUUAUCUCUGGCCCGAUACCCGACUCGCUGCCGGAGAACCUCCGAAACCUCAUGUACCUCAACUUGUCCAUGAACACCUUCUCAGGGAGGAUACCGAGGUCACUGUCGAAGCUGGGGAAGCUCCAGGACCUACGGAUUGCCGAUAACAAGCUGACGGGUGGAAUCCCUGAGUUCCUUGGCUCCAUGUCCCAGCUGAGGGUUCUCGAACUCGGCGGCAACCCGCUCGGCGGAUCCAUCCCGCCGGUCCUUGGCCGGCUUCAAAUGCUGCAUCGCCUUGACAUCCGUAACGCCGGGUUGGUUUCCAUUAUUCCACCGGAGUUGGGCAACCUUGACAAUGUCAAUUAUGUGGACCUGUCCAUGAACCAGGUCAUCGGUGUCCUCCCACCGGAGUUAGCCAGGUUGCGCAAAAUGCAGGCUUUUGGCAUAUCGUCGAACAAACUCGCAGGUCAGAUUCCACCGGCUAUAUUCACGAGCUGGCCAGAGCUCAUAAUUUUCCAAGGGCAGAACAACUCGUUUUCAGGGAAGAUUCCACCGGAGCUCGGCAACGUAACCAAGCUGGAAAUCCUGUAUCUCUUCCUCAAUAACCUUACGGGCUCUAUCCCUGCCGAGCUGGGCAAGCUACUGAGCCUGGAACAGUUGGAUUUGUCGGUCAACUAUUUAACGGGACCAAUCCCCAGCUCGAUUGGCAACCUCAAGCAGCUCACUAGGCUGGCGCUCUUCUUCAACCAGCUCACUAGCACAAUCCCGCUGGAGAUUGGCAACAUGACGGCGUUGCAAGUCUUUGAUGUCAACACCAACAGUUUGGAAGGUGAGCUGCCCGCCACCUUCACAUUGCUCAGGAAUCUCCAAUACCUCUCCAUGUUUGACAACAACUUAAACGGCACCAUACCGCCGGACCUCGGGAAGGGGCUAAGCUUAACCGAUGUGAGUUUCGCGAACAACAGCUUCUCUGGUGAGCUGCCGCGGAGACUGUGUGAUGGCCUCACGCUGCAGAACUUCACGGCGAACCACAACAACUUCAGCGGUAGGCUACCGUCCUGCUUGAAAAAUUGCACAGAGUUGUUCCGGGUGCGGCUUGAAGGCAACCAUUUCACCGGCGACAUAUCCGAGGCGUUUGGCGUCCAUCCCAUCUUGGACUACUUGGAUAUCUCAGGGAAUCAGCUGACAGGGAAGUUGUCGUCCGACUGGUCAGAGUGCACCAAUCUUACGCGCUUACACAUGAACGACAACCGAAUAUCUGGCAAUAUUGAUGCAACCUUCUGCAGAUUGACCUCUCUCCAUAAUCUGGAUCUAUCAAAUAACCAAUUCACUGGGGAGCUCCCAAGUUGCUGGUGGAAAUUCAAAAGUAUGUGGUUAAUGGAUUUGUCCAACAAUGGCUUCUCAGGUGAACUUCCUAUAUCAACAAGCUUGGGCCUUAAACUCCAGUCACUUCGUCUUGCUAACAAUAGUUUUCUGGGAGUUUUUCCAUCCGUAAUUGAAACCUGCAGAUCUCUCGUCAUCCUAGAUCUUGGCAACAACAUGUUCUUUGGUGAUAUCCCCUCCUGGGUUGGAACGAGUGUUCCUCUUCUAACAGUUCUGAGCCUCCCAUCCAACAAUUUCAGUGGUGUCGUUCCACCCGAGUUAUCCCAACUUUCUAAUCUGCAGGUCCUGGACCUGUCCAGCAACUCCUUCUCAGGUGAGAUCCUCAUGGCCAUGCCAAACCACAAUUGCUCUCUUGAGUCGUUUCAUCUCGCCGGCAACAGCUUCGUGGGCGCCUUCCCACCAUUUCUGCAGGACUGCAACUCCCUGGUCACCCUGGACAUUGGGAAUAACCGAUUCUUUGGUAGUGUCCCUACAUGGAUCGGGAGUCAACUUCCAUCACUGAAAAUCCUUAGACUUAGAUCAAAUAACUUCAGUGGAGAUAUCCCCAUGGAGUUAUCAAGGCUUUCACAACUUCAGCUGCUUGAUAUGGCCAACAAUAGCUUGACAGGAUCAAUUCCGGUGGCCUUUGGCAACCUGACCUCUAUGAGGCAUAAUCUUCCCCAGUUGGUCCGAUUGACGCCAGUUUCCUCUCCUUCUUUUCAGAUUACGCCUGAUGGCCGAGUGCGAGUGGAUGAGUUCUCAGAUAGAGUCAACAUAUCCUGGAAGGGCCGUGAGCAAACUUUUCAGAAAAGCAUCGGGUUAACAGGUAUUGAUCUAUCAGGCAAUCAACUUGCUGAGAACAUCCCGGAGGAGCUGACAUAUCUCGAAGGUCUCCGGUUUCUGAACUUGUCCAGAAAUGAUCUAUCAGGCAGUAUUCCAGAAAAAAUCGGAAGUUUGGUGCUCCUGGAUUUCCUUGACCUCUCAUGCAAUGAACUCUCAGGUACUAUUCCUCCCAGCAUUUCAAAUCUGCGGUCCCUCGGCGUGCUAAACCUCUCGGACAAUCGCUUACGGGGCCGCAUACCCACCGGAAAUCAGUUACAGACGCUCGUGGAUCCAUCAAUUUACGGCAACAAUCCUGGGCUCUGUGGCUUCCCGUUGAAUCCUUGUGAGCCUACAUUGGACCAGGGAGCUGAAGUCCGCAAAGAACUCGGUGACCUGGGCCUAUGGUACUCUGUAAUUCUUGGCGUUGUUUUUGGUUUUUGGCUUUGGUUUGGAGCUCUGUUCUUCCUCGAGCCGUGGAGAUAUUCCUUUCUCUGUUUUGUUGAUGGCUUAGGAAGGAAGAUCGACGCAAGGCGUUAAUAAGGGUAUUAUGCUCACAUGUGGUAAAUCAGCAGCGACUCAUAGCGUCAAUUAUGUAUGUUCCUUUUUAGGAAAAUUUGUAAGACUGUACUUCUACUGAAUUACAUAUGUGGUAAUAAAGUUAAAUAAUUGGUCCGUUAAUACAGAUGCAGCUUUGUUAUCUGUAGCUAGCUGAAAGAAAGAGUUCAUUCUAA